AUGAGAUUCAAAGAAUCUAAGAUUCACACAAACGAGCUACAGCUGCGGGUGUCGCACGGAUGCGUGUCGAAGAUCCUGAACCGGUACCAGGAGACCGGAAGCAUCCGUCCGGGAGUAAUCGGGGGCAGCAAACCGAGAGUAGCGACGCCGGAGGUGGAAGCUCGGAUCGAGGAGUACAAACGCGACAAUCCUGGCAUAUUCUCGUGGGAGAUAAGAGAUCGGCUGAUAAAGGAGGGGAUCUGCGACAGGACGAGCGCCCCGAGUGUUUCGGCGAUUUCCCGACUCCUGAGGGGCCGGGACCCGGAGGACGAGGCGAAGCUGGGAGACGGAAAAACAAGUUCCGGUUCGGACUGCGAGAGCGAGCCAGGUAUUCCACUGAAGCGAAAGCAACGUCGCAGUCGGACGACCUUCACGGCCCACCAGCUCGACGAACUCGAAAGAGCCUUCGAGAGGACGCAGUAUCCGGACAUUUACACGCGAGAGGAACUCGCCCAGAGGACGAAGCUGACGGAGGCCAGGAUCCAAGUCUGGUUCAGCAACCGACGGGCCCGUCUGCGGAAACAGCUCUCCUCCACCACCGCCGCCGGUUACGUCGGCUCCGUCGGCUCCGUCGCCUAUCCCGCUGCCUCCUACGUCCUCCACCCCCCGGCGGCACUCAAUCCACAUCCGGGGUCCGGCGUCUCCGGGGGACAUCCGCACCCCCAUUCUCACGGACACUCGCACCCCCAGACGAUACCGGAAACAGCCUUCUCCUCCAGCCAAGUUCCAGAGCUCUACUCGUCUCACCAUACGACGAUGUCUCAUCAGCUGGGAACCGAGUCAACGCGCCUCUCGUCGGGUUCGACGCCAACGUACACGUUACCGACGUCGGUGACGUAUCCGUCGCCGUUGCUGCCACCAACGUCGUCGUCCGCGGGUCACAUGAGCCAUCAGAUAUCGUCAGCAGCGCCAGCACCGUCAACCUACCAGCAGACGACGACCCACCAGUUGCCACCAACCCCGAAUUCCAUGGUGACGAUGAUGGGGCCGAACUCGGGAAACUCGAACCCCGCUUCGGACCAGCUGACCAGCUCCGAGCUUCCGAUUACCUCCGUCUCGCCCGUGAAUCACCAGCAGCAGCAGCAACAGCAGCAGCAGCAGCAGCAAACGGGGGGAAGCUCGCCCUCCUGGAGCAUCCCGAUUCCCGGAUCCGGACGCGUCGGGCUUCCCAGCCCCCCCUCGAGCCUCCAGCAGGCCCAUCCGCAUCACCCCUCUCACGGCCAUCAGGCCUUUGCCACUCAUUACGCAACCCAGGGCUUCCAGCAACCGCCCCGACCAAAUCCACAUCAGCCAUUCUACAGCUGAGGGUGGAGAAACAGAGACUACCGGAGGAUCGAGGGAACGCAAUUAUCUUGUCGGAUAAGCCUCGAUUUUUGAAAUGCUGAACAUAUUGAGUGAAUCUAAAGUCUCGUUACGGCCAGUGCAAAAGCGUGUAUAUAUAGUAAUAUAUAGUUUAAAACAUUAUUAUAUUACACAUACGUGAUAUGAUUUGUAACC
Messenger RNA from Diprion similis, 1536 nucleotides. RefSeq names its product segmentation protein paired-like. Gene Ontology annotation, biological process: anatomical structure development; regulation of transcription by RNA polymerase II. The coding region runs from base 1 to 1344 and encodes 447 amino acids. Gene Ontology annotation, molecular function: RNA polymerase II cis-regulatory region sequence-specific DNA binding; DNA-binding transcription factor activity, RNA polymerase II-specific. The transcript has 5 exons. Lineage: Eukaryota; Metazoa; Arthropoda; Insecta; Hymenoptera; Diprionidae. The record is from RefSeq and is a predicted model, not a curated record.